Molecule: messenger RNA, 2738 nt
Organism: Dendroctonus ponderosae (mountain pine beetle)
Lineage: Eukaryota; Metazoa; Arthropoda; Insecta; Coleoptera; Curculionidae
Gene: hrg
Product: poly(A) polymerase type 3
Exons: 9
Coding region: 295-2082 (595 amino acids)
Cellular component (GO): nucleus
Molecular function (GO): poly(A) RNA polymerase activity; RNA binding
Source: RefSeq, a predicted model, not a curated record
GACCUGGCAACGCUGAAGGCCAUUCGCAAUGAAUGGCUGGCGGUGGGGGUGCUGCAUGAAGACCUGUGAAAAGAGAAAGUAUGGUGGGGCUCUACUUUAGGGCUUUAUAGGGUUUAUGGGGUUUAUUUACGUCAAGCUCCACCAAGGGCUAACAUCGAAACUCUCACCCCAGUUGGAAGUUUUCAGUGGAACGAAGUUGAGAAGAUAAAAUAUAUUACUAAGAUUGAGAUUGGUAUUGCUGGCCCGCAAGCACAAGUUUUUUGUUAAUAACUUUUGUAAGGUUAUAACGUCAAAAUGUGGUCAACAAACAAUUCGGUGAACAACAAGGAAAACAAAUCGAAUCAACGCCUAGAGACAUUGGGAAUGACUUCACCAAUAUCUAUGGCUUCUCCGAAACAGAUUGACUUGGUACGAACCAAAGAGCUGGAAAGUGCCCUUAAUAAGUUUGGUGUGUUUGAAAGUGCCCACGAGCUCAACCAUAGGAUGAUGGUAUUGGGCAAACUUUAUUUUCUGGUUAAGGAAUGGAUUAAAUCGGUCUCAAUUAAGUGCAAUCUUCCUGAAAGUGUAGCGGAAAGUGUUGGAGGCAAAGUGUGCACGUUUGGCAGUUAUAGACUAGGGGUGCAUAGUAGAGGUGCUGAUAUCGAUGCUCUUUGUGUAGCUCCAAAACAUGUUUCGAGAAAUGAGUUUUUUGAAUCAUUUUAUGAACUACUAAGACAACAAUCUGAAGUAACUGAACUAAGGGCUGUUGAAGAGGCAUUUGUUCCGGUGAUUAAAAUGAAUUUUGAUGGUAUAGAAAUCGAUAUGCUGUUUGCCCGAUUAUUUCAAAAGGAAAUUCCCGAUUCAAUGGAUCUGCAAGAUGAUAACGUGUUAAAAAAUCUUGACCAAAAGUGUGUGCGAAGCUUGAACGGGUGUAGAGUUACGGACGAAAUUUUGCGAUUGGUUCCAAAUGUUGAUACGUUUAGAUUAACGUUGAGGGCCAUUAAACUAUGGGCAAAAAAACACGGGAUUUACAGUAAUGUUCUUGGAUAUUUGGGUGGUGUAUCUUGGGCAAUGCUUGUAGCGCGUACAUGUCAGUUGUACCCUAGGGCUGCAUCUGCAACAUUGGUGCACAAGUUUUUCCUGAUCUUUUCCAAAUGGCAGUGGCCCCAACCUGUUCUGCUUAAACAACCGGCCAAUGCUAGUUUAGGAUUUGCUACGUGGGAUCCGCGUGUGAACGUCACCGAUCGUUAUCAUCUCAUGCCCAUCAUAACGCCCGCUUAUCCUCAACAAAAUUCCACCUUUAAUGUAUCGCAAUCCACGCGCUCAAUCAUGAUGUCCGAAUUUCAGAUUGGUUUACAGAUUACCGAUGAAAUUAUGUUGGGCAAAACUCAAUGGGACAAGCUAUUUGACCCGCCACCGUUCUUCACAAAGUACAAACAUUUUAUUAUAUUGAUUGUGACUUCAUCGUCUGCCAAGGAACAUUUGGAAUGGACCGGUUUAGUCGAGAGCAAACUUCGAUUUUUGAUUGGAACUUUGGAGAGAAACGAAUCGAUAACGCUUGCUCACAUAAAUCCGGAAAGCUAUUCGAUGCCUGAAUCACAAAAGGACCCCAAAACCCAAUGCUCGAUGUGGUUUAUUGGACUGGAAUUUCAAAAAAUUAAUGAGUUGAAUUUGGACUUGACCCAAGACAUUCAACAAUUUACUGAGAACGUAAAUAAACAUGCACGCAACAUUCACAUGUAUACCGAAACAAUGCAAUUAGAAGCCAGGCACGUUAGGAGGAAACAGUUGUCCCAGUACUUACCGCCUGGAGUAAUAAGAAAAGAACGCCAGUUAAGUCUUACCACAGUUAAAAAUGCAUCUACUCCUGAUUCACGAAAGAGGCGAUCUACAGAUCCCCCAGCCACUGAAUCGGCGAACAAAAAAUGUAAAAUUUCAUGCAGUGAAGUUAAUUCGACGACUUUUGAUGAAAGUUCAAAUACGUCAUCUUUGGUGACUAAUGAUGACUCUAGUAACAGUUUUGAAACGUCACUGUCUAAUACGAUGACUUCAAGUACUGUUCAGUCUGCUGAGAAUGGGCCCACGAAAACUGUCUGUACAUGAAAAUGGUGGUGCUGCCCCCAAAGUGGGCCUGUUCUGCAUGAUGGUAUCUUUUCUGCAGUGGUGAUGAGAUAGAAAAAAAAAGGAAAAAAUGAAAAAAAUGACGAGCUUGAUCCGACCGAACUGGACAAGUAUGUAUAAAGUCGACCUCCACGAGUAAAAAAAGACUAAAAUAUUAUCGUAAUGAUAUUUUUUCCAUUUUUAUAUGUAACGGUUUUGUUGUAUUUUCGCAACCUUAUUGUAAAUAUUCUCGCAAUGAAUAUUUACAAGUGCAUUGUGUGAUUAAUUGGGCGAAUGUGCAGCAGUUUCAAUGUAGAAUUUUAGUUCCUAAUUUAGUAUCUAUGGGAAAUUAUUCAUUGUAAUUUUAUCGUUGCGAUAGUAUUUUACUCGUACAUAUAUUUUUGGAUUAUUUUAGUAAUUAUAAACCCUUUAGAUACGUUGAAUGCAACUUUAGUUCACAAUUUCUUUAUACCCAUGUAAAUGUGCUAAUAGAUCUGAUUUAACACAGGGGGAAUAUAUGAGAAGUGCAAUAAUAAUGCUACCAUUAUUGUAUUCCCAUGGAAUUACCUCCUAAAUAUGAACCAGAUUUUUGUUUGUAAGUGUACGUGUUGUCAAGUGUAAAUUAUAAUUUUGUAAUAAAAAUAAAUAUUUUCCCCAAA